AUGCUCAGCAACCAAGACCGAGUCGACUCCGAGCCGGAAGAAAGGAUACCCUUCAACAUCCUCCGAGAAAGCGCUUCCCCGAGACAUUCUGAAUCGCGUUUCAUUCCACCUACCUACAUGCUGCACCACCGAUCACCCCCCCUUCACGCGCAGCAAAGCAAGGCACAGCUACUCUACUGCGUAGCUAGCGUCCAAAACCAGCUCAACAGCUCAAUAUCAACCCAAGGGUUAAGGCUCACCCCCCCUUCAAAACAUCACAUCGCAAUCCCCAAUCCCCAUUUGCAUUCCUCUAUUCCAAUCGCCCGCAGUUAA
Morchella importuna is the source of this 312-nucleotide messenger RNA. RefSeq lists its product as uncharacterized. NCBI's taxonomy places the organism in Eukaryota, Fungi, Ascomycota, Pezizomycetes, Pezizales, Morchellaceae. The record is from RefSeq and is a predicted model, not a curated record. The transcript is spliced from 2 exons. The coding region runs from base 1 to 312 and encodes 103 amino acids.